AUGGCCUACGCAACUCGUAGUAGUUAUUUUUCAUGGCCCGAACAAGUUCCUAUUUCUUUUACUGAAUGGAAAACACUACUUUCAAAAUUAACAAAGGAAGAAAUUAAUAAACGACUUUCAUCAACUUCGGAUCCUCAUCGAUUGACAACAGCCCGUCAAUAUUCGCCGACAACGAAACGAACUGAUCAAUCCUUGUCGAGAAAUCAAGUCUUUAAUGAUACAAUAGUUGAUUCAUUUCUUGUUUCAUCAUCCAAUAACGCUCAAUCAUCAACAAAUAUUUGCCAACACGAAAGACAAAGAUUAAUUCCAUCGCCGAACAAACGUUAUGUUUCAUCAUUUAAAACACUUGUAAAUUCAACUAGUGGUAAACAUUCACAGCGAGUGAAUUACGUUAAUGAUAGUGUUAUUAUUCUGAAGUUAUCAAAAGAAAAUGAAACAGAAAAUACUGGCGAUAAUUUACAAUUAUCUGACAAGAAUUCUUCGUCACUAAUGGCAACAUCAAUGGGUCAUAUAACUCCAUCUCGGAAAACACCAUUUCUUGCUCCAUCAAGAUUACGUUCAGUAUUGAAACAAGAAGCACAAAAACGUCGAAUUGCAAAUAAUGAUUCUGCUUCAAAUGCAUCAAUUAAUAAUCAUCUAAAUCUUGCUUCAAAUUCAACUCAUAGCAUGGCAACGAGUGCAAGCAGUCAUUCGCCAUCAAAUCCAUCUUUAUUUACCUAUCGAAAUUCAAUAGUUGGUGGCAACACCAUCCGACAAAGAGCAUUCGCCGAGACACCUACGAAUAAUAUAUUAAUUACAACAGAACGAUUAAAACCAAAUAUAUCUUCAUCUAUGCGUCCAACACGGCAACCCCUAGCAACAGCAGCACCAAACACGUCGGCAACCUAUCUUUCGUCUCAAUCAACAUCACCCCAACAACAACAGCAGCAGCAACGUAAUACCAGUCAAAAUGCAAAAUCACGCAGUCAACAGGAUAAACCAACGAAUUUUAAAGAUCUUUAUGAAUAUCCUGAUCCAUUUACAAAUUGUCCACAAGAAUUUUUAAGUAAAUUAGCUCAGCUGACGAAACUGCAAUUGGAAACCAUUGAUUGGGAGAAAAAACGACGAUUUACAAAGAAAAAAACGAUAUCGAACGGGCUUAUGCAAGGAAAAGACAGCCCUUGA
Rotaria socialis is the source of this 1164-nucleotide messenger RNA. The record is from the annotation of a GenBank genome assembly. Lineage: Eukaryota; Metazoa; Rotifera; Eurotatoria; Philodinida; Philodinidae.